CAACACAACAACAACAGCAACAACAACCUUUCGACCACCACCACCACCACCACCAUCAGCAUAACUAUCAACAAGAUCCAAAGAGCAUACCGAGUUCCAUGAUGAUGGAUUCGCGGGCUCAACAUAAUCCAAAUGAAUACAGUACUACUCAGAUAGAUAGUACGCGGCGCAUGUCCACUGCCAGUGACGCACGGUCCCCGUAUUCUUCGGCCUCAGGUAGUAGUGCAGCAUACAACGCAAACUCGCCGACAUCACCUAUGCCAUAUGAUCAAGCAGAUCCACUAGCAGCCGCAGGAGGAAGCAGUUCAGUAACAGCAAAUAACUAUGAUGUGAAACAGCUUCCUAAGGUACGCACGCUGAUGAAUGCAUUGACCGGUGCCAGUGCAAACAAUAACGUUGGAGCGUUCACUGCAGCACCUAUGGAUGAAACGAACCCGGCUGCACUGGCCACAAUCGCAGCUACCAUGCUUCUGGAACCAGGAAAGUUGCGACAAGCAUUGCAGACACGGCGCGAUGAAUUGCAGCAGGAGGUGAACAGCAUCAACUCUUUGCUCUCUCAUUCGUCCAAAGUCCUCCAAGAUUUAGAAUCCAUCAUCACAAAAGCAACUUCACCACCAACAGGGUAUAAUGAGCAGCCUGUUCAGCAACAUCAGCAACAGACACCAGCACAACCGCAACAGAACAGUCAGUUUUCAAUGGCUUCCACAGCAGCAAUAUCUAUGUUGAGCUCGCUUUUAGGAGGUACAACUCCAGGAGGUGGAGGAAGUGUAGCUGGAAACAGUAAUGGCAAUAACAAUACAAGCACUAGUGCCUCGAGUAGCAACGUGUUAUCAUCACUCUUGAUGCUCAGUGCUGCACAACAUCAGCAGCAGCAACAGCAACAACAACAAGCGCCACUUUCCAAUUUCCAUCAACAACCAGAACAGCCAUCUGCCUUUCGCUCAGCAACUACAACAACAUCUGCAAUACCUUCAUUACUAAUGAAUGGACGAACAGAUGCAGCGAUACCGGGAAGCAAGCCAUCAUCAUCCGUAUCAUCUUCAACUUAUAAUCCACAAUCACCAUCUUUUUCACGCUUUCAUCUCGCCCCGUUGGAAGGACUGGGAAAACGCAACUCCUCUUCUUCUUCGUCUUCAUCAUCGCCUGGCCAUCACCACCAUCACCAGCAUCCUUGAAUAGUCAUAAUAUAUCAGCAACAGCACUGUUAACAACAGCAUUAUAUGUACCCCUCGAAAAGAAUCCUAAAAAGAGCCCACUGCUAUAAUAUAUACUCAUGAUUCCCCUCUUUGCUAUCCAUUGUGUCAGUUUUCAAAACUCCUUCCUUCCUUUUACUUCCCCUAAUCUUUACAGUAAAUAGUAUAACGUCCUUUAUGUGCCUCCUUUUUGUUUUGUAAGCAAUAAAGUAUGGGUGUGUGUGAGCAGUACACAUGCAAACGAAAAUAC
Zychaea mexicana is the source of this 1443-nucleotide messenger RNA. RefSeq lists its product as uncharacterized. The record is from RefSeq and is a predicted model, not a curated record. NCBI's taxonomy places the organism in Eukaryota, Fungi, Mucoromycota, Mucoromycetes, Mucorales, Lichtheimiaceae. Bases 99 to 1175 code for a protein of 358 amino acids. The transcript has a single exon.